Ochotona curzoniae (black-lipped pika) is the source of this 2344-nucleotide messenger RNA. RefSeq names its product zinc finger protein 260-like. Bases 347 to 1960 code for a protein of 537 amino acids. The record is from RefSeq and is a predicted model, not a curated record. The transcript is spliced from 2 exons. Lineage: Eukaryota; Metazoa; Chordata; Mammalia; Lagomorpha; Ochotonidae.
CAGUAGCUGUAAUGUGCCUGAGAACUCUCCCCAAUGCUCUGAGUCUCUUAGUCAGCAUCAGGAGAUUCAGACUGUGCGGCAUGCUUCUGAGAAGAGUGGAAAAGGGAAAGCCCUCAAAAGAAAGAAGAAAUGCAUUGCAUUUGAGAGGGUUCAUAUAGAAGAGACCUGUAAAAAUAAGUCAGCUUCCACUGUCAGACAUGCAGCCAAGAUAGGAAAGGAAACUUUUCAGAGAAGCCCUAGUCAUAGUAAACAGCAGAUACACACAAGGAAGAAAUUAUUAGAAUCUACUGACUGUGAGGACACUCUGAUUAGCAAAUCAAAUAUUACAGUGAGUCAGAAAGCACAUAUGCGCAAUAAGCCUUACAUGUGUAAACCUUGUGGGAAAUCUCUCAAUUGUAAAUCCUGUCACACCUUUCAUGAAAUGACUCACAAAAGGGAGAAGAUGCAUAGGUGCAAUGAAUGUGGAAAAACUACCUAUUGGAAGUUAGAGUUUAUUAGAAAUCAGACAAUUCAGAAAGCUAAGAAGCCUAAUGAAUGUGAUGAAUGUGGAAAAGCCUUUUCUCAUAAAUCACUCCUGAAAACACAUCAGAAAAUUCACACACAGGAGAAGCCACACAAAUGUAAUGUUUGUGGAAAAGCCUUUUUCCAGAAAUCACUGCUUUUAACCCAUAAGAGAAUUCACACUGCUAAGAAAACUUAUGAAUGUAAAGAGUGUAGAAAAGCCUUUUGGUUGAAGUCAGACCUCAUCAAACAUCGGAGAAUUCACACAGGGAAAGCUUAUAAAUGUAAUGAGUGUGGAAAAGUCUUUUGCUGUAAGUCAUACCUUACUAAACAUCAAAGAAUUCAUACAGGGGAAAAACCUUAUGAAUGUAAAGAGUGUGGAAGAGCCUUUUGCUGGAAGUCUCACCUCACAACACAUCAGAGAAUGCACACAGGGGAGAAGCCAUAUGAGUGUAAUGAGUGUGGGAAAGCUUUUUACUGGAAGUCAGAUCUCAUUAGACAUCAUAGGAUUCACACAGGAGAAAAACCUUAUGAGUGCAAAGAGUGUGGGAAAGCCUUUUGCCAGAAAUCAAUCCUCAUUACUCAUCAGAAAAUUCACACAGGGGAGAAACUUCAUGAAUGUACACAAUGUGGAAAAGCAUUUUGCCAGAAGUCACACCUCCUAAGACAUCAGACUGUUCACACAGGCAUAAAGCCUUAUGAAUGUAAUGAAUGUGGAAAAGCCUUUUCUCAUAAAUCACUCCUGAAAACACAUCAGAAAAUUCACACACAGGAGAAGCCACACAAAUGUAAUGUUUGUGGAAAAGCCUUUUUCCAGAAAUCACUGCUUUUAACCCAUAAGAGAAUUCACACUGCUAAGAAAACUUAUGAAUGUAAAGAGUGUAGAAAAGCCUUUUGGUUGAAGUCAGACCUCAUCAAACAUCGGAGAAUUCACACAGGGAAAGCUUAUAAAUGUAAUGAGUGUGGAAAAGUCUUUUGCUGUAAGUCAUACCUUACUAAACAUCAAAGAAUUCAUACAGGGGAAAAACCUUAUGAAUGUAAAGAGUGUGGAAGAGCCUUUUGCUGGAAGUCUCACCUCACAACACAUCAGAGAAUGCACACAGGGGAGAAGCCAUAUGAGUGUAAUGAGUGUGGGAAAGCUUUUUACUGGAAGUCAGAUCUCAUUAGACAUCAUAGGAUUCACACAGGAGAAAAACCUUAUGAGUGCAAAGAGUGUGGGAAAGCCUUUUGCCAGAAAUCAAUCCUCAUUACUCAUCAGAAAAUUCACACAGGGGAGAAACUUCAUGAAUGUACGCAAUGUGGAAAAGCAUUUUGCCAGAAGUCACACCUCCUAAGACAUCAGACUGUUCACACAGGCAUAAAGCCUUAUGAAUGUAAAGAGUGUGAGAAAGCUUUUUGGCAGAAGUCUUCCCUCAUUAAGCAUCAGAGAAUUCAUAUGGUGGAAGAGGUGUCAGAGUAAUGAAUAUGGAAAAUCUUUUGUUAGAAGUAAUACCUUAUAAUUGUGUGAAUGCAUUUCCUGGGAGGUAUAAGUUUGUUAUGAAUCAGAAAAUUCAUGAUUAAUGGUUAAUUUAGUGACUUUAGAAAACCUUUUGAAGAAAUCCCAUAUGGACAAGGACUAUAAACAAAAUAAGAUUCAUAGAAAUCAAGUAAUCUCCAGUUGCAGCAGUCCAUGAAUACGGUUAUACAAGCUUUCUAGUGAUAGCUUUUUUCUAAACCAAGUGGAUCUCUCUUUGCCUUUCUGAUAAUCACACCUGUAAUCAAUUAAGAUUGAAGUAACUGGUCGGAAGUUAGAGUUACAAUCCUUUGUAGCGUUGAUGAAAAUAAAAGCAGUUAACUGACCUAA